Messenger RNA from Microcebus murinus (gray mouse lemur), 825 nucleotides. The record is from RefSeq and is a predicted model, not a curated record. NCBI's taxonomy places the organism in Eukaryota, Metazoa, Chordata, Mammalia, Primates, Cheirogaleidae.
AUGGCGCCGGCUGGGUGCGGCAGGGCCGCGGGCUCGCGCAGGGGCCGGGGCCGGAGCCGCCCGCGGCGGCCCCCGACCUGGGAGAUUUCGGACUCUGACACCGAGGCCCCCGCCGGCGCGGAGGCCGCCGAGCAGGCCCGAGACCCGGCCGCGGAGCGCGGGGCGGCGGCAGAGGCGCUGCGGCUGCUGCGGCCCGAGCAGGCCCUGAGGCGCCUCGCGGUGCGCGUGGACCCAGCCAUCCUGGAAGAUGCCGGCGCUGACGUCCUCAUGGAGGCCCUGGAGGGCCUGGGCUGCGAGCACCGCAUCGAGCCCCAGCGCCCCGCCCGGAGCCUCCAGUGGAGCAGAGUGCGGCCGGACCCCUGCCCCUGCAGUGUGCUUCCCGAGGUGGGGACGGCAGAGGAACAGGAGCUGCUGUUACUUCUGGAGCCUGAGGAGUUUCUGCGCGGAGUCGCCCAGCUGAUCCAGGUGAUUGGGCUGAAGCAAGUCCCUUUCCGCCAGCGGUGAGAGGCUGGGUCCCCAGCCAGGGCACUUGCUCUGCCAGUUCCUGCCCUGAGGGAGAGGAGCUGGGGCUGGGACUCCUCUCACGUGCCAGCAGGACAGCACGUGGCCCCAGGGAUUGACCAGACACCUUUGGCCCAAUGAGUACUGUCACCCUGGGGUGGGCUCCCAGCCUCUGAUCUCAAGGAAAGGGCAAGGGGUGGCAGGGAACAUUUUUGGAUAACAGAGCUGAACAGAACAGGAAGUUCUUUCCCAGCUUGUGGAUGGCAUGGAGCCAGAGGGGCUGGUGGGUUGACUGCCCUUGGCCAUGGGGAAGCCGAGCAGCGG